AUGCCGAGCUACUUUUUGGAUAAAGAUACAGUUCGUACUCGUAAUGAUGCUUGCCUUUUAUUAAAUCGAUGUUUUGAACAAUUUGCAUCAAUAUCAAUCAAUCAUAAUAAUAAUAAUUGGAUUAAACCGAUUUAUACUGAAUUAUCAGAUAUUCGUAGAGCUGAACAAAAAUUUCAGACAAAUGUGUUCUAUCAUGUUCUUGAAAUAUUAUCGGAACAUAAAUCAAUUUAUAAAUAUUGGAAAAAACGUUUUAAACAAAACGAUAAAUUUUAUGAUAUAACUAUUGAAAAAGGUAUACAAGCAGUGAAUAAUUAUCAUUCAUUUACAAAUGGCUAUAUUCAACGUGGACCGUGUAGUUUAACACAAGAAUUUCGUUCAAUUAAUAAAGAAACAUCAAUUGAUUAUGUAUUGACAACAAAUGUCAGUGAUGAAGGUAAUGUUAUUAUGCGUAUUAUUAUUGUUCUUGUCAAUUUUAAUAAUAAUUUAUUAAGAACAUUGGAGACAUAUAUAAAUGAUAUAUUUGAACAUAAUUGUAUAAUUAAAAAUUUAUUAGAUACAUUUAAUAAACAAACAAUAGCCAUUUCACAAUUAGCUAGUAGUAAAAUGUUGAUAGGAAUAAUUUAUUUAGAUGAUUGGGAAUGUGAACAAAAUGAACAAAUAUCAAUGGCAUCAUUAUUUCAUUCUUAUAAUGGACCAUUAAAUUUUAAUUUUAAUUAUAUACAGUCAUAUUUUAUACGACGUUAUUUACUUGUUCAUUUUAAAAUUAAUUAUCAUGAUAUUCAUCAUCAAUAUAUAUUUAAUAUUGAUAGAAAGAAAAAUUUAAAUGAUAAUAAAGUGUAUUCAAUUGACAAUGAUUUAGUUUUAAAUAUAUUAGAUAAUGCAGCUAAAACGCGUAACUGUCACCCUCAGCUGCGGUUGAAAAACUGCCAUGAAGUUUUCAUGGAGAGAAAGAAAUCGGUGUUUCUCCACAAGAACUUCAUGGUACUUCUUGAAGAAAUACUGUUUCUCCAUAAGAAGUUAACGGUAUUUCCUGCAGAAAUCGGUGUGUCUGCACCCGAACUUCAUGCUACUCUUUAA
Molecule: messenger RNA, 1077 nt
Organism: Didymodactylos carnosus
Lineage: Eukaryota; Metazoa; Rotifera; Eurotatoria; Philodinida; Philodinidae
Source: the annotation of a GenBank genome assembly